This is a messenger RNA of Penaeus chinensis, 1616 nucleotides long. Its product is annotated as protein polybromo-1-like. The coding region runs from base 224 to 805 and encodes 193 amino acids. Gene Ontology annotation, biological process: chromatin remodeling. The transcript has 3 exons. NCBI's taxonomy places the organism in Eukaryota, Metazoa, Arthropoda, Malacostraca, Decapoda, Penaeidae. The record is from RefSeq and is a predicted model, not a curated record. Gene Ontology annotation, molecular function: protein binding. Gene Ontology annotation, cellular component: RSC-type complex.
UUGUCCUUUCUUUUAUUUCCUUCUUUUUGUGGAUGCCAGUAUAGAUAUAUUCUUAAUUGUACAGUUUUAUAGACAAUACUACAGUUUCGUGGGGAUUGUAAUAAGAGGCUCACACAGUUUAUUGGCCAUAUGUGUAUUUGUUAAUAUGUUUUUAUCUCCCCUUUUCUAGGAUUCUGAUAGUGAUAGCGAUGAUAAUGACUCGCAACCCCAUAGUAAGCGGAGAAUGGGAGUUGUUCGACCUGGUCGUCCCCUGACCUUCAAGCGUAGAGCCAAAAUCCUAUUCAAAACUCUAAUGGAUUAUAUGACAGAAGAUGGUCGGCAGCCUAUUGUGGCUUUCAUUGAGAAGCCAGACAAGAGAGAUUACCCAGAUUAUUAUGAGGUGAUUGUGCAGCCCAUUGAUAUGGAGACAAUUGAGAGCAAGAUAAAGGGGGAAAAAUAUGCAAGUGAGGAAGAGUUGGUUGCAGAUUUCAAGUUGAUGUUCAGUAACUGUCAGAAGUAUAAUGAAGAUGGAUCACUCAUCUACUCCGAUGCUACAACUCUUGACAGGGUGCUAAUGGAAAAGAUUCAAGAGCUUAACCAAGUUGAUACAAGUUCAGGCAAAGGAAAGUCUAUAAAAAGAAACAAGUACAAUCAGUACAUAUCAAACACGAAGAAUAUGAAGGCCCUCUAUAACUCUGUUCGAGAUUUUCGUGACUCUGAAGGAAGACAGUUAUCUGAGGUGUUUCUCAAACUCCCAUCCAAGUCUUUAUAUCCAGAUUAUUAUGAGGUAAGAUAUUUUCCCAUGUUGAAUGUCUGUAAGAUAUAAUUAUGAAUUUUUUUUUUUUAAUGUUAGAGCAAGUGUUCUUAUGAGCAUUAGAAAAUAUUAGAAUUUUAACCAUUUCUUUCUGGGAUAGCAAGAAUGCAUGCCGUGUGCACUGUUUUAUACUGUUUUUAUUUAUACAUAAAUGGCUCCACAAGUUCUUAAUCACCAAUUACUAGUGUUACCUAGCUUACCUUUUAUUACCCUCUUCUUUGUCAACAACAAUAAUAGAAACAGAUUUUACUGUCUUUAGAAAAAAAAAAAAAAAAAAUUAAACUAGAGAACAGUAAAUCACCUGAGACAAGUUGGCCCACUAAUUGGUUCCUUGGUGGCAGAGCACAUGUAGAGCCAUAUAUGUGCAAACAAAAUUUAUAAUAGAAAGCAAUAGUAGGUAAAUUGAUAACCUGACACCACUGGGUUCACCCAUUGGAUCCAGGUGAUGUGACAGCCACGUCAUGAAAAAAUUAGACUUUAGGCCAAGUGACAGGAACGUGACUGAUCAUGAAUGUUCAGUGAUCUUGGAGGAUGAUUAGACUCAGUGGGCAUUUAUGAAGUGGCUCUUGCAUUAUUUAUAGUAGUAAACAAGGGUGGAAUAUACUAUUGGUGAGCCAUGGCUGAAAGAGAGCUGGUUUCAGGGAGUACACCGUUUCCAUGCUCAGGAUCCUUUUCUUGCCCAUUAUGACCAGUGGCACAUUGUGUGCUAAAGAAAAUUGAAUUAUACAAAAAUGGGAAAAUAAUGACUCAUAACAUGACAAUACUUAUUGUUAUUGUUGCUGCUCAGUGUUGUUUUAUGGAAACUGCUCAAAGUAUAUUACCU